This is a messenger RNA of Lentinula edodes (shiitake mushroom), 2433 nucleotides long. Its product is annotated as glycoside hydrolase family 55 protein. The coding region runs from base 1 to 2433 and encodes 810 amino acids. Lineage: Eukaryota; Fungi; Basidiomycota; Agaricomycetes; Agaricales; Omphalotaceae. The record is from RefSeq and is a predicted model, not a curated record. The transcript has 24 exons.
AUGGACGUUGACCAUUUUCAAGUUUCAACGAACGAUAAUCCAAGUCAAAUUGAACAAUCAAACUCUCGCCCUCAUCUAAUCAAUCAAAUAUCGAUGCUGGCCGACCCUGUGUCCAAUGUCAGUCAGAGUACCCAGAUGGAUUUUCUAGGUCCUGGGACAGCUCCAUCAGGCGCUCCCUACUGGCGUGAACUCAUAAAACACCAGGGAACAUCGCCAUUCAACCUAAAUACCACCUACGCCGUAUACCGCAGCGUCAAGGACUAUGGGGCCAAGGGUGACGGUGUCACUGAUGAUAGUGCAGCAUUCAAUCUCGCUAUUUCUGAUGGUGGACGCUGUGGUGGUGGAACUUGUCAGUCGUCCACAACAACUGGAGCCGUUGUGUAUGUUCCCAGAGGCGUUUACCUUUUGAAAAAGGCUAUCACGCCAUACUACAUGACACAGUUGCUUGGAGAUGCUAGGGACCCUCCAACUUUGUUGGCUGAUGAAUCUUUCCGUGACAUGGCGGUGAUAGAUGCGGAUCCAUACAUCCCUGGUGGAGGAGGCGCCCAAUGGUUUACUAACCAAAAUAACUUUUACCGGACAGUGAAAAAUUUCAUCAUCGAUGUUCGCAGGAUACCUGCGUCAUUGUCUCAAGGAACUGGAAUUCACUGGCAAGUGGCUCAGGCCACCAGUUUGCAGAACAUCAAAUUUUACAUGUCCGAAGAUCUUGAUACGGCACAUCAAGGCAUUUGGAUGGAGAAUGGAAGUGGAGGUUUUAUGUCUGACCUCACGUUUUACGGUGGCAAAUUCGGUAUGUGGGUUGGGAAUCAACAGUUCACUGUCCAGAACGUUACUAUGAACAACUGCAAAACUGCAGUCUUCGGAAUUUGGAACUGGGGCUGGACAUUCCAAGGGAUAACCAUAAAUAACUGCGGGGUCGGAUUCGAUCUCCUCACUGGGGGGACAACGUCUGCCACACAAAGUGUUGCUUCUGAAACGAUAAUUGAUGCAGUAGUCAAUAACACACCCUACUUUGUUCGUUCAUCAAACACUAACAACAAGCAUCUCAGUGGUUCGCUUGUAUUAAUCAAUGCGCAGCUCAAUAAUGUGUCGGUCGCUGUCAGCGCAAUCAACCAGACCAAACCUCUCCUCGCGGGUACUUCUGGUUCAAUGAAUAUUGCAGCUUGGGGACAAGGAAACGUCUAUAAGGGUUCUAGUCCAAGCUUCGAAUACAUGCAAGGCAACAUUGAGAUUCCUCGAAUCUCCGAGUCUUUACUUGACGGCGAUGGCAGAAUUUUCAGCAAAGGCCGUCCUCAGUAUGAAGACUACUCUUUGGAUCAAAUCGUCAGUGCAAAGGAUAACGGAGCCAAAGGAGAUGGGAAGACGGAUGAUACAAAAGCACUGCAAACUCUACUAAAUGAGUCUGCUAACAGGAAGAUCAUUUUCCUCGACGCAGGCGUCUAUUUGAUCACUACAACACUGUUAAUACCUGCCGGAACUCGCCUGACUGGAGAAGUUUGGUCCACAAUUUCUGCAACAGGAUCGUAUUUCGCAAACCAGGAAAACCCACAGGUCGUUGUUCGGGUUGGAGAAGAGGGAUCUCAAGGAGUAGUGGAAAUCACGGACAUCCUUUUCUCUACCAAAGGAGCAGCUCCCGGCGCGAUCUUGGUUGAGUGGAACGUUAGAGACCCCGAAGGUACACCCGCUGGUGCUGGCAUGUGGGAUACUCAUUUCCGGAUCGGGGGAGCUGCUGGAACUGAAUUGGGGCCGAAGGAAUGUCCCCCUAAGAAGGGCAAUGCCAAAGCCUGUACUUCGGUCUUUUUAUCCCUUCACAUCACUGAAAAGGCCACUGCGUACUUGGAGAGUUCAAAACGCACCUUCCUUUUAGCUGGAUAUGGGUUGCAGGUGAGGAAUCAUACGUUAGAUGAGGACGGUGUCUCGCAGUUGGAAAUAUACGCUGGACGGGGUGUUCUUUCCCAGUCAUUGGGACCUGUAUGGAUGCUUGGGACCUCGGAGCACCAUGUCAUUUAUCAGUAUCGUUUGGUCAACGCGAAGAACCAUUACCUUGGUCUGGUACAAACAGAGAGCCCAUACCACCAACCUAAACCGGCCGCACCGUACCCUUUCUCUCUUAGCGAGGCUUUUGCAGAUCCAAAAUUCCCAGAUGAUCUCAAAUCUGCUUGGUCUAUCAGCGUAGCCAGAUCCAAAAAUAUAGUUGUUCUUGGCGCCGGAUUUUACAGCUUCUUCAAUAACUACGUGAACAGCUGCAGCCAUGACAAGGUAGCCUGCCAGUCUCAAAUUACUGACAUCGAUAGCGAAUCAAGCAUUCAGCUAAUCUCGGUUUCGACUGUUGGUGUUCAGUAUCCCAUUUCUGUCAACCAAAAAGGUGUUGCGCUCCGGAAAGACAACAUCAAUGGAUUCGCCGAAACUGUUACCGCUUGGACUUCUUCUUGA